Molecule: messenger RNA, 11037 nt
Organism: Mercenaria mercenaria
Lineage: Eukaryota; Metazoa; Mollusca; Bivalvia; Venerida; Veneridae
Product: myb-like protein D
Exons: 4
Coding region: 566-3451 (961 amino acids)
Source: RefSeq, a predicted model, not a curated record
UACAGUUGUCGUAUUUUUACCUGUAACUGGUGACGUAGCUAUGCUGCACUGUGACACACAAAGACAUGUUAACAUUUGGUUUUAUUUAAUGGACUGUAUAAACAUGGAUUUUAUCUUCUGAGGAAAGAGGAAACUUGUGCUUAUUUAUCAAGUACAGUGUGGUUUUAGACAUAUCAAGUACAGUGUGGUUUUAAGACAAGAGGUUUUAUUAAGAAAUAAUUUAGCACAAGAAUAGUGUGGUCAGGACAAUAGUUUAAUGAUUUGAAAUUUUUUCUUGUGGGAGUAAUACCACAAUAAAAUUGAAUUGAAUGACAUCAAUAGAAGGCCUGUGGACAUAAAGUUUAUGGUGGACAGUUAAUGGAGUAAUUUGUUUGGUCAAGUGGUCUGGAGAUACAGGUAUAAAUAGACAGAAGUAUUGAAUUUUCCUCAAGAAAAUCAAUUAGUUUAUUGACGAUCCAAUGUAACAGACGUGUGAGCACGCCAGCUGAUACUCUUUAAUAUUUAUGAUUUUUUACACCUGGUAUCCGAUGACACAUGAAUUCAGAAGUGGAGUAUUUUGUCAAAAAUGGAGACAGGAAAAUGUGCAGAUUCGGAAGACAAGGAUAAACAAGGGCACUUUAUGAACAGCAAAGAUUUAGUUUCAGAUAUUAAGUCAAAAGUUGACUUUGAUGAAAUUAUUGACGUGUCCUUGGAAGGUCAAGAUUAUACAAACGGUUUGAAUGCUGAAGUGGAUCUUGAUGAAAGUGUUGAUAAAAAGGAUAGUCAAACUGACAAAGGUGAUGGAUUAGAUGAGAGUGGAAAUAAUGAGAAAAAUGAUCAGGAAUUAAUGAAUGGUCACAAAGGGGAUACAGAAAAGUUAAAUGAAGAGAUAAAUUUGGAGAUUGGUAAAGAUGGCAGUGACAUUGUAGAGAAUACAAAUACCAGUGAAGGUGAAUUUCUCGAAGGAAACAGUACAUCUGGUCCUGAAGAUAAAAGUGACAUGGGUAAUAAUUUGGAAAGCAAAGGUUUGGAGACAGAUGUAGAUGGUAAUAUAGAACAGAAUGUGAAAGAGCUUGAUCAGUCUGAGGAGGGAGAAUUAGAGAAUAACAAUGUAAAAGAAACGUUAGAUAAUGAAAAUUUAAAUCCUACACAAAAAGAAGGGUGUCCAGAUGAAAAUGUAAAUGACAAUGCACAUGAAUCAACAAAAGGCACAAAACAAGUAGAGAAUGCAAGUAAAGAGAAUUUGGAUACCGGCAUGGAUGCUGUAGAUACAACCAUUGAGGCAGAGUCAGAAACAAAGGAGAAUAAUUUGGAUAAUGAAAGUCCUGACAGUGAGGAAACAAGAGAUAAAGGCAACGAAAGUCAAGGUUUAGACUUUAAACUUGAUCCAAAAAGUGAGAAAUGUUCCACAGAUACUGAAGCAAAUUGUACAGCUGAUUUGGAGAAUGAGUCUUUGGAGGGUAAUAAGGAAGUAGAACAUAAUGUUGAUGAAGGAAUUAUUGAUAGAGAGAAAAUUCAAAACUUUAUAAAAGAAGUGAUAAAUGAUUUACAAGGAAUUGUAAUAGAAGCAGAUGAAUGUGAUUCAGUGGUUAAUGAAAUGUGUGAUGAAGAUACAAGAAGUGAAUUAGUCAGCGAUAAGACUGUGGCUGAUGAUGUUCAUGAAGUAGCUGUAACUACCGAAGCUCCUGAAAGUAGUGUGGAAAGUGAACCAAAAGAAGUUAUUGGAAACCAGGAAGAAACAAGUAUAGAAGCAUCUGAUGAAAUUUCAGGUUCUAAAAUGAAUGAAAUUGAAUUAAGUGGAAAGAACACACCAUGUGAAUUGGUAAUAAAGGAAGAUACAGACACUACACAAACUUCUGAAACCCAUGUCAGUCAAACUGAAAAUGCACCAAAGACCAAUGACACUACAACUGAAGACCAUAAAACCUCAGAAGCCAGUGUGGACAAUGCUGGUGAUUUACCAAAGACACAUGAAAUGCCUAGUGAACAUCAUGAUGAGAAAUGUAAUGUUCAUGAUGGGCAAGAAAAACAAAACACCACAGAGACACAAACUGAACAGCCCGUAAGAAGGAAAGAGAAGAAUGAUAUAACCAUGGUCGAAGAGGAAUUAAAGACGACACAGACGGCACUUCGAAAGUCGCAACAAUGCCUACAAGACGAACGUUCAAAACAUAAUCGUGAGGUCAUCUCUCUGAAACUACAGUUAUGUAGAAGUCAGACGGAAUUAAAACAGCAAAAGUCGAAAUCUGAAAAACAGCUAACAGAAAUCAUGUCCCAUCUCGUAAUGUUGGAAAGUAGAUUGAGACGGGAACAGUUAAAACUGCAAAGGGAUACGAGAGAUAAAAAUCAUGUGAUUGAAAACCAGAAAAAAGAAAUCGUGAAAUUGAAAGAUCAGAAUGAGCAGUUAAUGAAUGCAAUAAAGGAAAUUUGUGCAAAUGGUGGUAUGAAUGGAUAUAUGCGACGCAAAAAUGGAAAUUAUGGUGACAGCUUUGAAAAUAGUGCUAAGGGUAACCGUGAUAAAAAAGGUCAUGCUGGGAAGUUAGGUUCAAUGAAAGAUAAGUUUUCAUCCAAAAAUCGUAGCAGUUUGGAGUUAAGCAGUUUGAAUUUGGAAAAAUAUCUAAUAAAAAAUGAACGCCUGUGUUCUAGUCAGGAAGAUUUGCACAGGAUUGGAGAUGAACGGAGACGUAGCAUACCAAGUGGAGAUGAGAGAAUGGGCAGAAACCAAAGUCAUGACACUAGCCCAAAGGAUAGACCAGUCAGUGAUAACAGCGAAUAUAAAAAUGGAAAUCGUAAAAAGCAUGUCAGGUAUGCACAGCAAAAUUUCUUUUCUGAUUAUGGGUCUCCGAAAUAUGAAAUGAACAAAUCUGUAAGCGAUUCGUCACAUUUGAGUGAAUCAAGUGGUUUUCAUUCCUUAAGUGACCAUGACCUCUCUGCACAAACUGAUUCUUUAACAAAUGGUAACCAUGGCAACCAUGACUACACUGAGGAUGACGAAGAUGAUGACAGAAUAUUUUCAUUCAGUUCGACUCACAUUAACACGGUGAUAGAUGAGGAGGAGGCUAUGGGACCAGUCAUGUCACAUUCUGGUCCGAUGAUGUCAAUGGGUUCAAUGCCCAUGCUCGCUAACCUCAAAGAGGACCAACUUGGUUCAGGAAAGAAUCGACCUCAUUCCCUUUCAGGUGUGGAUCUUAUGUCUAUUCAACAACAGGCACAGAAUUUGUCCAAAUUUGAACACAAAAUAAGCCCGAAGGGGUCGCCCGUGUCAGAAAUGAGCACACCGCCUUCUAGUCCUUCGUACAUGCAUGCAAAGAAUGAAUUGACCCCGUUCCAAACUUUCAAAACAAUGUUUCGAAGAAAAGGAAGUAGUAAGAAUAAAGGUCAUAAAAAACGAUCUGUGUCUUUGUCGCAAACUACAAAUAUGGAGUACAGUGAAGCUUUGAAAAAGCAUUUUCAGAAAUAUGAUAUGUCGUAGUCGCUGGUUAUGUUACUGCAAGUAAAUAUUGGUCAGGUUGCUUAAUGAGUAAAUUAUGGACUGAUUAUGAAGUGUUUUGAACUGGCCAAAUAAACACAUUAUUGCUAGGUACCAUGUACUGUAAAAGCAUAUAUUUUCGUUGGGUCAAAAUUUCGCGAAUUUGAAAUUUAGAGUAUGUGCGCGAGAUUUUAUAUUCGCGAAAUUGUAAAAAUGGUAUCCUGUUUGAACUUUGAUUAUACCUAUGGUGAAAAUUAAGCAAGGAUUAAUUUUCGCGAGAUGUAAAGCCUCGCCAAUAUAGCGGAAAUUAAACCCUCGCGAAAAUUUCUGCUUUUACAGUAUUUUUAUAAAUGGUAACUGGUUGAAUUGACAGACUGUGGACUGGUUAUGGUUUGGUUAUUGUGAGUAGAUUUUUGACUGGUUGCUAUUUUUUAUUAUUGACAUUAUAUUUAUCAGGUAAACUAGUUUUUUUUAAAAAAGGAAUUCUUUAUUUUUGAAAGUUUUGAUAGAUUAGCUAGAAUAAUUACACAGGCAAUUAUAAGAGGAAUAUCUUUAAACGCUAUGGAAAGUUAUACAUGUAUCUAUACUCAGACUGGUUGAAGAAAUAAGACCUAUAAAUUAUGUACCUGUACUUGAAAAUAAUGAAAUAUUUUCUGUGUUACUCAGUUACUGGAUUUUCGACUGUCUCUUUUAUUGUAUAUCCUAAGCAUCCAAAAAGCAUUGAUCAUUACCCAGCAACAAAUGGAGAGCAAACUGUAUUAAUAGAUGAGCUGCACCAUAAGAAAACCAACACAGUGUAUUUGCAACCAGCAUGGAUCCAGACCAGCCUACGUAUAUGUGUGAUCUGGUCAGGAUCCAUACUGUUCGCUAACGGUUUCUCUAAUUGCAAUAGGGUUUGAAAGCGAACAGCAUGGAUCCUGACCAGUCUGCAUGGAUGCGCAGGCUGGUCUGGAUCCAUGUUGGUGGCAGAUGCACUAUGUUGGUUUUCUCACGGUGUGGCCCAAAUAGUUGCAUUAUUUACAUUUGGUAACAUGCUUUAUCUUCAGUUUUGCUUGUCAUUACAGAUGUAGCAAUUUAAAUAGCUGACCUCCCUUGUUAGAAAUCAUUGACAUUUUGACUUUACCGCAUUUUUUAAUUUCAACAUUCUGAUUUUUGUACAUAUCUGACAGACAUUUCUUUUGUUUUUAAAGGCACUGUGACCAGCAGUAGUUCUUGUAUAGUAUUUGUCUUGUCAUGUCACCUACCAUUCUGGAAAAGCUACAAGACCAACUGAUUGCAAAAGUUGAACUGAAAUACCGAAAAAAGAAAAGUUUUGGGUUUGAUAAAAUUAUAUGCUGCAAUAUAUGCCUAGCAAAUUCUUCUUUCUUCGCUAGUUUUUAGUGCCUGGUUCAAAAGACUUUGUAUUUAUUUGCAAAGCCUAAUUGUAUUUAAAUUUGGGUUUGAUUGCGUGACAUCCGCUCAUUAUAGGCCAUCUUUGAUGUCACUGCACUCAGAGAAGUUAAAAUGCAUGCACACUUUGUUUAAUUACCUUGGUAAAUUAUCUAUCAAAACUUUGACCCACAAAAUAUCAAAGUCCCUGCUAUGUUUUGACAAUUUUCCUUCAGACAAAUUAGUCUCUUUCAAGUUUAAAAAAUCUUUUCUACAGAUAAUGUUAUAAAAUUGUUUGUAAAUUGGUGGACAGGCUUAAGGAGUAAAUUUUAUUUGACUAAAAGGCCUUUAAAAGUACAGAUAAGAGAAAUCAGGCAUGCAUGAAUAAUGAAAUAAAAAAAGGUUCAUGUUUAUAUGUCAGAUUGACAAUCAGUUGAUCUAACUUGAGGAUUGAGUUACAAAUCUUAAAGAUUUAUUCAAGUGACAGUACAAACAAAUUAGACAUUCACACAGAACACAGUGACAUCUGUUUUCUUAACAAAGCUACCAUUUACCAUUUGCAGAACAUACAAAAUAUGCAAAACAUAUAACAUAACACAGUGAUAUUACCUUUUACAUCAUUUGCAUACCAUUUUAAGCUAGAAUUUCUGGAAAUAUUUACUGUCACUUUUAUUCUCAGUUGAAAAUAAAUGUUGAAAGGAGGAAGGGCACUGGUCCUGGUAUGGUUCAAACCAUUCUCCUGUAGAUUGGUACUGAUCUCGGUACGGUUCAAACCAUUCUCCUGUAGAUUGGUAUUGAUCUCGGUACUGUUAAAACCAUUCUCCUGUAGAUUGGUACUGAUCUUAGUACGGUUAAAACCAUUCUCCUGUAGGUUGGUACUGAUUAGAGUGGUACUGAUCUCGGUACGGUUCAAACCAUUCUCCUGUAGAUUGGUACUGAUCUUGGUACAGUUCAAACCAUUCUCCUGUAGAUUGGUACUGAUCUCGGUACGGCUCAGAUCAUUCUCCUGUAGAUUGGUACUGAUCUCAGUAUGGUUAAAACCAUUCUCCUGUAGAUUGGUACUGAUCUCGGUACGGCUCAAAACAUUCUCCUGUAGAUUGGUACUGAUCUCAGUAGUGCUUAAACCAUUCUCCUGUAGAUUGGUACUGAUCUCAGUACGGUUAAAACCAUUCUCCUGUAGAUUGGUACUGAUCUCAGUACGGUUAAAACAUUCUCCUCUAGAUUGAUACUGAUUUCAGUAUGGUUCAAACAAUUCUCCUCUGGAUUAGUACUGAUUUCAGCCAGUAAUUAUGACAUUUGUAAAAAAAGUUGAAUUUAUUACAUAGCAGUAUGAUGAACACACUCUUAUUUAACAGUUUUAAUAAGCAACCUUGUAACAUCACUUAAAGCAAUAUCAUUUUUCAAUUUAGACAUAAUUGGUCUAGAUUAAUAUACAUACAUCUGGUAUAAUUAAAUAAGUUACUAGUGGUAUCAUUGAGAACCAGUCUGUUGUCAGGAUAUAUAUGAUUUACGUCACUUUCAAACAAAUUAAUUUUAUUAUCCUCAAUUAUUUUAAAUGGUACCUUACAAUUCAUUACACCUGUUAUAUCAUCUUGUAACAGGUGCUAUACUAAUGUAUGAUACAUAAAAAUUUAUAACAAAAUCGUUUAUAAUUUUUCUUCCCUCUUUUUACCACUGGCAAUAUACUUGAAAUUCAAAUUAUGGAAAAGUUUGGCUGUCUAUUUAAUUGCCACAAUUUGCUUGUUUUGAAAUAAUAAAUAAAUCCUGUAACUUGAUUGUAUUACCUCAUUGACCAGUAUUUUUUAUUCAGAUAUUGUCGUUUAUUAAAAAAUUAGCUGAUACCAAUUAUUGGAGGAGUUUAAAUGCCUCAUGCAUGUCUCCUGUAAUUAUAUUGCAGAUACCUCCCCCCACCCCCCACAUCUUGCAUGUUGUUUGCAAACAUUGCCUAUUUGAUAUCUUCACAGUAAGUAGUCCUUAUUUACAUGCAGUAAAGUUUUUUUGUUCAUUACUUACAUGUAGUUCUCGAGAAAAGACUUAAAAGGACAGAUCGAGCCCAACCUGGUGCCAAAAAAGAACCUUGUCUAGUUUUGCUUGUGAAAUUUUGAUUGAAUUUAAUGAGUGACAGAUCAAAACUGUCUGCUUUUAUGUAACUUUCUUAUAUUUGCUAAUUGAGCGUACAACAUUGUGGGCGGUGGCAUCAAUUGUCCAAAAGAAACCAAUAGUAAUUUAUCUUGUCUUGCUCUUUCAACCAAUGUCAUACUUUGUAAAGAAUGAAAAUCUACAUCUAUCCUGAAUUUCAUAGAAGCAUGUCUCUGUAUGACCCCCUAUAAGGAGUAGGUUAAAGAUUAAAUGAGUUAUAAUGUAGUUUGCUGCUCAGAGCUUACCUUACAUGGAAACAGGAUGUUACUUUCAAAUUAAACACUCUGCAACCAUAUUGUCUGCUUUAAAUGAUAUAAUCUGCUAAAGUGUGCCACAUCAAAGAAAAAUUUAUUUCUUUUUAAGUCUAGACAGCUAAACAUUUCUUUUAUGCCCCAGAAACACUUAAAACACACAGAACCAUAAUGAGCUUUGCCCUUCAGGCCUGUUAUCUCGGAUCCUAUAUCUGUCACAUUAAAAGAGUUUUGUUUUAUUCUUUCUUUGUCAGAUCCCUUUGUUUCAAAAACAAUGCAAACAUGCUGUAAAAACUUGACUUAAGUGAUUUGUCCUCUUCAAUGAAAGAUGGCAGAAUUAGAUAAAGCUGCCACAGUUUUCUCUUAAAAGAGUCACUUUUGUAAAUUACUUGAGGUUUUUGGCUGAAGUGCUGUUCCACUCAUUCUUUUUAAUUAAGUCAUUUUUGCCUCAUACUAGUUAUUGUAAAAAAUUACCAUCUUUUUCACAUGCUCAACCAAUGUUUUAUAACAUAAGUAAGGAUUUUCACUGUAAAUUUUACCACUUUUCCCAACAUAUAUUUUGAGUACUUCCACCAUUAUGAUUAUGAUAUCAUAACAAAUCUACUCAUUAAGUUCUUAUAACAGAAACACAGAUAUAUUAUAAGCCCAUUAUACUUGUAUAAUACCAGUCAUAUAUAAAUAAAUAUUCAUUUAUCAAUCUUUAAAUGUUAGUUGACAUGACGGCUCAUAGGAUGUCAUUCAGACUUCCUCCAUUUUGUGAAUCCUGACCAAACUGAGGUAAAACUCAAACCUUAUACAAAUAACAGCUCUCUCAGCAUUGAGGUAAAAAUCAAACCCCUUACUAUAAUAACAGCAGUGUUAUUGACAUUGAGGUAAAAAUCAUUAAACUCCUUGGUACAACAACAGCUAUCCAGUUGCAUUGAGGUAAAAAUCAAACCCCUUACUAUAAUAACAGCAGUGUUAUUGACAUUGAGGUAAAAAUCAUUAAACUCCUUGGUACAACAACAGCUAUCCAGUUGCAUUGAGGUAAAAAUCAAACCCCUUACUAUAAUAACAGCUGUGUUAUUGACAUUGAGGUAAAAAUCAUUAAACUCCUUGGUACAACAACAGCUAUCCAGUUGCAUUGAGGUAAAAAUCAAACCCCUUACUAUAAUAACAGCAGUGUUAUCGACAUUGAGGUAAAAAUCAUCAAAAUCCUUGGUACAAAAAACAGCUGUCCAGUUGCAUUGAGGUAAAAAUCAAACCCCUCACUAUAAUAACAGCAGUGUUACUGACAUUGAGGUAAAAGUCAUCAAAAUCCAAGGUACAACAACAGCUAUCCAGUUGCAUUGAGGUAAAAAUCAAACCCCUUACUAUAAUAACAGCAGUGUUAUCGACAUUGAGGUAAAAAUCAUAAAAAUCCAUGGUACAACAACAGCUGUCCAGUUGCAUUGAGGUAAAAAUCAAACCUAUAAGUAUUACAUCAGCAAUCCCGUCAGCAUUGAGGUAAAACAAACACCUCUCAGCAUACAAAUGGCAAUUCUGCCAGCGCUGAGGUCAUUUUGACAACAGUUCUAUCAACAUUGAGAUCAAAAUCAAACCUCAGUAUAAUUCAGCAUUGAGGUAAAAUGUGUAACAACAACACUGAGGUAAAAAGAAGUACCUCUCAGUUUAAAAAACAGCAGUCUUAACCACUUUCAGGUAAAAAUUGUACCUCUCCAUACAUCAUCAGUCAAAUUUAAUAAAUUACUACACUUAUUGAAUUAAUGGAACUUGAAUAUUUCUUGUUGUUCUUUGUGUUUGUAUACUGAGUAUCCUAUUUUUUCUUGUUUAUAGCUCAUAUUAAAACCCGACAUUCUUUCGACAAUGUGAAACAACAUAGUGUAUGUAUCUGUAUAUUUUGAUACAAACAAUUUAUUACUAUAUUAACUACUGUAUGUUCAAGUCAUUUGUGGAAACGUGUGUAACAUUUUGAUAAUAUAUUGUUUAUAUACAGUCCAAAUUCAUUCGCUUGAACUCGGUGGGACCAGAAAAGUUUGUUCGAGUUAGCGGUAGUUCUAGUCAUCAAACAAAAUACAUGAUAGGGAUUUUGCCAGGAUCUGAUGAUGAGUUUGAGCAAAUGAUGUUUUUAACUGGUCAUUCCUGUAUCUAUUCAAUAGCAAUUCCAAUGAGAAAACAUACUUUAAAGAAUGUUACCUACAGUUGUCUUCUUUUUUUUUGCAUGCAUUUGUAUUGGGGUUUUUUUAUUUUUGUGUGUACUUUGUACAUUUUUGUUCUGUUUUACAAACAGAUUGUAUUAUAGCUUAAAUGUACUUAAUAAAAGCUUUAUGACAUUUUUAUAUGCAUAGACCUUUAUUGAAAAUAUUUAAAUUGAAUUUAGGGUAUGAACCCUGAUCAUGAAUUAAGUUAUGAGGAAAGGUUUAAUAGGCUUAUGUGAGGAAAUAUUUAAUUAUAACCAUGUUUAUAUAUUUACUGUAAUACCAAAUUAGAUCAGUGUAAUAAAUGCAUUCCAAAGCUAUUAAAUUUUAAGUCCCUAAUACGGUUGACCUUUUAAUCAACAGUAACUUAAAUCUUUUCAAAGAAGAUAAGUAACAGCUUUUGGGAUUAUUUUUUUUUGUUGGUAUUUGGGUCAGUGGCUAUUUAGACCACAAUAUACUUCUGGUUCUGUGAUAGACAUACACAAAAUGUAAUGUCUCAUAAAAAACUAUUAUUGUUACAGUGACAGGAAAGGAAGGUAAUAAGCCUUACCCGGCUUAAUUUUUAAAAUGGACUUGUCCAUCUUUCAAUUUGGACAGUACCAUUUACUGUUUAAAGGGAUGCUUACCUAAAAGAUACUGAAUAGCGAACAAUGCAGAUCAUGAUCAGACUGCAUGGAUGUGCAGGCUGAUCAUGAUCUGCACUGGUCGCAAAGGCAGAAUCAAUCAUGCCCAGCAUGAUAAGGGUUUAUAUAAGUGAGGUCUAAAAUAUGCCAGCAAGCCACUGUGAGCCAAAAAUCUAUGUUGUAUUUUUGCUUGUAGAAAUUAGUAUUUAUACCCUGCUAUUUCAAGACAUAUAAUAAUUCCAAUAGAUGUGCCUUAAUUCUUCAAAUUGUGAUUAAGGGCAGUUUAAAUUGUAACUUUAACAUAUUGUCUUCUUUCAGUUUUACAAUGUUUUGUCUAAAUUGAGGCAAAGGUUCACUUCAAACCCAGACUUAGACCCAUUUACUCCUUUGGAGCACAGUUAUUUCUGUUUACUAUGUUGUGCAUGUAUGAUUAAAUAAAUAAGGAGUAUACUUCAUGGAUGAAACAAAUGAAAAGUUUAACAGCAUUAUUUGUUCAUAUGAUUAUAUGCCUUCUUUACCAAAAAGUGCUUCAAAAAUUUCCAGGAGCUCCUUUGCUGUGCUGUGCUUAUAAUGUUUACCUUGAAUCCCUUAUUAUUUUUUUGUUUUAGAAAACCUAACAUUUUUAAUGCGGGUGCAGUAAGUUUAAAAGAGAGUUAUAUUACAGCACAUUAUUUGAUUUGGAACAACUUUCAAAAAUUACAAAUAUUCUGGUUUAGGGUUAUUCUACAAUACACAUGUAAAUCCAAGUCAGUAUAUCAAACUAUGUAUUUUCUUUAUCAGAAAGUAUUUAUGGCCUACAUUUAGCAAGAUUCAUCAUGUUAGUCAUGUUAUAAUUAUAUUUUUAUUGCUUUCAAAUAUAAAUUAUUCAAAAUGUAUGUUACAUAAAAGUCCUUCUCACAUUCCAAGAUCUGAUUUAUAUUUAAUGACAGUAUGCAUAGAGAACAGAAUUGUCAUAGGAUGUUGACAGUUCUGUCAUUUGUAUUAUACUUAAAUGGACCAAAAUGUAAAAUAAAGGUAUUCUACAAAAUUAA